AUACUAGCCUAGAGAUUUGCGCUGCUACCAUAGCAUGUGCUACAGGUUGCAAAUACUAUAUAUCUAAACACUCGCCUACGAAUAUACCACAAGCACAAUUCUCAUUAUUAUCUCUUGCAUCAAAGAGUAGAUAAAACCACCUCAAUCCGCCCCACGCGCCGGCUUAUAGCUAUGGCGCACCACCACUUCCUCCUCGUGUCUUAUCCGGCACAAGGCCACAUCAACCCAAGUCUUCAAUUCGCCAAGCACCUCGUUCAGCGCGGCAUGCAGGUCACUUUCGUAACCAGCGUGUCCGCUCAACGUCGCAUUUCUACGAACAGUAUCGAAAUCCCCGAUGGGCUGAAGUUUGCUCCCUAUUCUGAUGUUCACGAUGGGGGGCGGAAGUCGGGAGACGACCAGAGUAACUUCUUUUCCGAAACCAGAGGUAACAGCUCUGAAAGGCUUAGAGAUAUCAUCGCGACUAGUGCCGAGGAAGGUUGUCCGGUUUCGUGCUUGGUCUACAGUUUUCUCUUUCCUUGGGCGGCAAAGGUGGCGUGUGACUGUCGCGUCCCCUCAUCGCUUCUUUGGAUUCAACCAGCCGCAGUUUUGGGUAUCUACUACUACUACUUCAAUGGCUAUAAAGAGGCCAUUGCCGAAAGUAGCGAUGACCCCUCAUGGUCCGUUGAAUUACCGGGAUUGCCACCGCUCCACGCCCGUGACCUUCCCACUUUUAUGGUUUCUUCAACCUCUGACCGCGCCUCAAAUUUCAUACUGCUGAUAUUCAAAGAGCUUAUAGAAGCGCUCGAUGAUUCCGAAACAACCCCUACAAUCCUUGUAAACACCUUCAAUACCUUAGAGCCGGAGGCUUUGAAAGUCAUUGAAAAGUACAAUCUGAUUGCCAUUGGGCCAUUAAUUCCGUCGGCUUUCUUGGGCGGAAGAGAUCCUUUAGAAAAUUCGUUCAGAGGAGACCUCUUUCAGAAAACGAAGGACUAUACCGAAUGGCUGAACUCAAAACCCGAAUCAUCGGUUAUCUACGUAUCAUUUGGAAGCAUUGUGAAUGUUCAAAAGGAGCAAAUGGAAGAGGUAGCCCGCGGUUUGUUGGAAACCGGUUGUCCAUUUUUGUGGGUCAUAAGAACAAAAGAAAACGGAGAAGAAGAAAAGGAAGAAGACAGGCUAAGUUGCAUGGAAGAGCUAGAACAGCAAGGGAAGAUAGUGCCUUGGUGUUCUCAAUUAGAAGUUCUAUCGCACCCUUCCUUGGGAUGUUUCGUCACGCAUUGCGGAUGGAAUUCCACGCUGGAGAGCUUGGCGUCCGGGGUACCGGUGGUGGCAUUUCCUCAUUGGUCGGAUCAAGGGACGAACGCAAGGAUGAUGGCCGACGUGUGGAGGAUUGGCGUGAGAGUGACGAAAAAUGAAGAAGGAAUAGUUACGAGUGGUGAGGUUAAGAGGUGUAUAGAGAUUGUCAUGGGGGGUGAGGAGAUAGGGGAGGAAAUGAGGAGAAAUGCUAAAAAAUGGAAGGAUUCGGCUAUAAAAGCCGUGAAGGAAGGUGGAUCUUCAAGUGAGAAUCUCAAUGCUUUUCUGGAUGAGUUUGGAGGAGACUAGUUGUGGGUAACUUUUGGAGAACUUUCAACGUUUGCAGUUUGUUAUUUUGUAUUAAUUUCCCUUUUUUUUUCCUUCUUAUUUGUUUUUUAUUUUUUUGUUUUUGGUUAAGAAUUUGAAGAUUGGUAGAUCAGUAUCAAAACUUGAUGGAUUUAAAGUAUGACAGCCGUUGAGUGAUAUGAUCAAUUUCACGUACAAAAACACAUUAAAUAAUAUCAAUCCUAGUUUGGAUAACAA
Messenger RNA from Rhododendron vialii, 1812 nucleotides. Its product is annotated as crocetin glucosyltransferase, chloroplastic-like. Lineage: Eukaryota; Viridiplantae; Streptophyta; Magnoliopsida; Ericales; Ericaceae. The transcript has a single exon. Gene Ontology annotation, molecular function: UDP-glycosyltransferase activity. The record is from RefSeq and is a predicted model, not a curated record. Bases 172 to 1578 code for a protein of 468 amino acids.